AUGCCCGCUAUUAAUGAAUCGGAUUAUGGUUCGCUGAGCCAGACUCCGCACGGCAUUCUCAAGAUCUUGGGCGGCUAUGGCAAUGUCAGAGGCCCUGGACUGUUCAUGUUCCGGAGCAUGGUGGCCGGGACAUCCACGGCCAUGAUCAUGGGCCUCGCCAGCGGCAUCGUCAGCAGCGCCAUCUGGGGCACCGCCGCGCUGCCCUUUGUCAUCUUCUCCUCCAUCGGAUUCGCCGUCGGUAGCAUCCGCUGGUACGUGGUCUCGAGCCAGGAGGCGCUGCUGCAGCUGCAGCGCUACCCGGCGCUGCUCCGCAUGCACGUUGUCAGCAACUUCCCCUGGCUGCCCGAGUACGCGCGCCACGGGCCGUCGUGGUACACGCCGCAGCGGUUCGGCACGGGGUGGGUGCGGCGCAGCAUACUGAUCGCCAGCUGGCUGUCAGCGCAGCCCGCGCUGGAUGAGAUCCAGAAGCAGGCCGAGGAAGCCCUCGUGCAGGAGUAUGCGGAGGGAAGGGUUCAUGUGCAGGAUGAGGACAGAAAAUAA
Messenger RNA from Akanthomyces muscarius, 540 nucleotides. RefSeq lists its product as uncharacterized. The transcript has 4 exons. The record is from RefSeq and is a predicted model, not a curated record. NCBI's taxonomy places the organism in Eukaryota, Fungi, Ascomycota, Sordariomycetes, Hypocreales, Cordycipitaceae. Bases 1 to 540 code for a protein of 179 amino acids.